Messenger RNA from Mercenaria mercenaria, 2851 nucleotides. RefSeq names its product elongation factor 2-like. Gene Ontology annotation, molecular function: GTPase activity; GTP binding; ribosome binding. Gene Ontology annotation, cellular component: ribonucleoprotein complex; cytosol. The coding region runs from base 154 to 2670 and encodes 838 amino acids. Gene Ontology annotation, biological process: translational elongation. Lineage: Eukaryota; Metazoa; Mollusca; Bivalvia; Venerida; Veneridae. The record is from RefSeq and is a predicted model, not a curated record. The transcript has 12 exons.
GAGCGUAUAAAUGAGGCUGUGCGUUGUUGAACGGGCACACAGAAAUGUGAACCGCCACACUGAAAAGUGCAGUUGGAUAAUUUAGAAAGGCUGUAUGUGAGCCUUGCAAAUUCAGAGCAGGCCGAGUUACCUUAGAGGAGAUAUAAAACAAUUAUGGUGAUAGAAAAAAUGAGGCGCACGAUGGGUCAGCGUGACAAUAUCCGCAACAUGGCGGUUAUUGCGCACGUGGAUCACGGAAAGACUACGCUGACUGACGCCCUCCUUGCACGUGCCGGGAUAAUAUCAAUGGACCAGGCUGGGGACAAGAAAGCUACCCACACUCGCAAGGAUGAACAAGCAAAAGGAAUCACCAUUAAGUCCACGACCGUGUCUAUGCACUACGAGCUGAAUGUCCCCACUGGACCCGUCACCGAGGAGGUGCCGGCGGGGAGGUCACUGGUAGUAAACCUUAUCGACUCCCCAGGGCACGUGGAUUUCUCCUCUGAGGUGACGGCGGCACUGCGUAUUGCCGACGGAGCAAUGGUCGUCGUUGACUGUAUUGAAGGUAUAUGCGUCCAGACGGAAACGGUUUUACGACAAGCGUUGACGGAGAGGAUAAAACCCGUUCUGAUGAUCAACAAAAUGGAUAGGGCCGUGUUCGAGGUACAGCUGACUGCAGAGGAGAUUUACCAGUCACUUUCCCGGAUUAUUGAGAACGCUAACGUCAUUUUGGCAACGUACGGAGGGGAAGACGGCGUUAUGGGUGACAUCAUGUUGGAUCCAGCCAAGGGCAACGUGGCUUUUGGUUCUGGAUUGCACGGCUGGGGCUUUAACCUCGACCAGUUUGCGAAGAUGUAUGCCGAUAAGUUCAAGGUCAAGAAAGAGAAAAUGAUGCGCCGACUCUGGGGAAGCCACUUCUACAACCCGCAAGACAAGAAAUGGACCGACAGUCCAUCUAAAGGCAGCGAAAGAGGAUUCAACAAAUUUGUCCUCGAGCCUGUCAUUAAGAUGUUGCGUGAAUGCAAAGACAACCAGAAGGAGGGCGUGUUGGCUAUCACGGAGAAGCUUGGAUUACACCUAACCAAAGAGGACGCUGAACUUCAAGGAAAAUCUCUCAUGCGCUGCGUAAUGAAGAAAUGGCUGCCGGCAUCAGAAGCCAUGUUGCAUAUGAUAGUGAACCAUUUACCGUCACCGGAUGUAGCUCAGCGGUACAGGACUGAGAUGUUGUACGAGGGUCCCCUGGACGACCCCGCAGCUACAGCCAUGAAACAGUGCGACCCCAACGGUCCACUUAUGGUAUACGUAUCUAAGAUGGUGCCGUCAUCGGACAAGGGACGGUUCUACGCCAUAGCUCGGGUAUUCUCUGGCACUGUGGCAACAGGCAUGAAGGUGAGAAUAAUGGGCCCAGACUACCAGCCGGGAAACAAGCUGCAGACAGAUCUCUUCAUAAAAAACGUACAAAGAACGCUUGUCAUGGUCGGGGGUAAUGUUAUGUCGGUAGAUGAUGUACCGGCGGGAAACAUUUGUGGACUCGUCGGGAUAGACAAGUAUUUGGUGAAGACGGGGACUAUCAGUACGUACGAACAGGCGCACAACUUGAAGGUGAUGAAGUUCUCAGUGAGCCCGGUGGUACGUGUAGCAGUGGACGUAGUUAAUCCAGCACAUCUUCCUAAACUUGUAGAGGGAAUGAAAAGACUUUGUAAAGCUGAUCCCAUGGUUCAGUGUUUGGUGGACAAUGGUCAGCAUAUAUUGCUUGGAGCUGGAGAGUUGCAUCUAGAGGUCUGCUUGCAGGACCUUGAGGAGGAGCAUGCCGGGGUUGCCAUCAAGAGAUCUAAACCGUUGGUCAGUUACCAAGAGACUGUUAGCGAACAGUCAGACCGCAUCUGUUUAGCCAAGUCCAGUAACAAGUUGUGUCGACUGUAUAUGACAGCUGAACCACUCCCUCCAGGUUUAGCAGACGACAUAGAGCGAGGGAAGGUAAAGAGUACAGACGAUGUGAAAGAGAGAGGCAGGUACCUCGUAGAUAACUAUGAUUUCGAUCUGACCCACUCCAAGAAGAUUUGGUGUUUCGGUCCCAACAGCUCUGGGCCUAACAUGCUGAUUGACUGCAGUAAGGGUGUGCAGAACUUGCACGAAAUCAGGGACACGGUGGUCGCUGGCUUCCAAUGGGCUUCUUCAGAGGGAGUUCUUUCCGAAAGUACAGUCCGAGGUGUGAGAUUUAAUUUCCAAGACGCUCACUUCCGGGGUGAUCCGAGUCAUCGAGGAGGCGGACAGAUUAUUCCCGCUACACGCCGUGUCAUGUUGGCAGCCAUGUUAACAGCGAAACCAAAAUUGUUUGAACCGGUAUAUCUGGUCGAGGUGAUGUGCCCAAAGACAUGUCUGGGCUCUGCGAUAAAUCUGCUGUCGAGGAAACGCGGUGAGGUGAUCGAUCAGCAACAACAAGAGGGAACACCGAUGUGCACGGUCAAGGCAUACAUGCCAGUCAACGAGUCUUUUGGCUUCAAUGGUGAACUGCGAGGUGAUACAGGAGGUCAAGCGUUCCCACAAUUCAUAUUCGAUCACUGGCAACUUCUGCCCGGGGAUCCUCUGGACGUUUCAUCUAAAGCUGGUGAAAUAGUAGCAGACAUACGGAAAAGGAAAGGCCUACAUGUUGAAGUACCAGCUCUUGACAACUUUUUGGACAAACUGUAAUUUUUCAGGACACUCAACUUUACUUGAUCUUUCGAAUUUCGUUUAAUAUCAAUGUUUAUUGCUGAGAGAGUUAUUUCUGCCUAAUGUGAUAUUAACAAGUAAAGUACUAUCCAAAAUUUGUCUUCAGUAUCUAAAGAAAGAACAUCAAACUUUGAUAAAACAAUAAAUGGAGUGAAACAUG